Molecule: messenger RNA, 7420 nt
Organism: Danio rerio (zebrafish)
Lineage: Eukaryota; Metazoa; Chordata; Actinopteri; Cypriniformes; Danionidae
Source: RefSeq, a predicted model, not a curated record
GCCCUGAGGGGAAGAGAAAGAGGUCUAAAAGCUAAGCGCUUAUGAGCGCGCGGAGAGAGCAGCACUGAUUGAGAAAUAAAUAAGGACGUCCGUGUCAUUUGUCCUCACAAAAGAGUCGGAUCUAACAGAACAUUCCUUCUUUGCAAACCUUCUUGCGUGCUGGACGUACAACUCCUUUUGCAAACUUUCUGCCUGUCGCGUUCUUGAAUUAGUUUAUUUAUUGGUGCUUUUGUGACUUUAAGCACAAAGUCAUAGAGCAGUGCCAGACUAUAUUUACCUACUAAUAUAAAAACAACCUGCCAAAGUGAACAACUCGGAUUUACAAAGAAGAUCAGACGACGCAUUUGAAGACGUUUUCACGGUCUGUCAGACUUCUAGGUAUGUCUGUAGAAGACCGUUCAGCUCUGGACAGGUAACCAGGUGUCGCUGUUGCUAUGGCAACACAGAUGGUGUCAUUGUUGCCUGCCCUCCUCAUCGUCCUCCUGGCGUCUUGCACAGCAGCACAGGACCUGGACUGGCAUUUUGAAACUGCUAAGUGCCGCUAUGCUCUGGGGAUGGAGGACGGCGUCAUACCUGACUCUGACAUUACUGCAUCCAGCGCCUGGUCCGACUCAACCGAAGCCAAACACGGCAGGUUGAGUAACGGAGAGGGGGACGGGGCUUGGUGUCCUGCUGGUCCAGUUUUCCCCAGUGCUUCUGAGUUCCUGCAGGUGGACCUGCGCAAGCUUCAUUUUCUGUCUCUGGUGGGCACACAAGGCCGUCAUGCAGAUGGGCUCGGCAGGGAGUUCGCGCGCAGUUACCGGCUGCGUUACUCUCGGGAUGGACGACACUGGAUGACUUGGAAGGACCGCUGGGGACAGGAGGUUGUGUCUGGAAAUGAAAACACGUAUGAUAUUGUCCUCAAGGAUCUGGGUCCACCUAUUAUAGCACGCAUGGUGCGUUUCUACCCGCUGGCAGACCGCGUGAUGAGUGUGUGUCUGAGAGUUGAACUCUACGGUUGUGUUUGGAAGGAUGGGCUGAAGGCAUACACUGCUCCUUUGGGUCAUGUAAUGGACCUGUCAGGAUCCCUUGUCAACUUUAAUGACUCUGUAUAUGAUGGCAGCAAAGAGGGAGGGGUGAUAUUCGGAGGAUUGGGCCAGCUGUGUGAUGGUGUUUUAGGUGGGAAUGAUUUCAUGGAGAGUAAAGAGCUGAGAGUGUGGCCAGGAUAUGAUUACGUGGGAUGGAAUCGAGAAACCUUGGGCCAACCCACUGUUGACAUUGAAUUCCACUUUGAGAAAACACGCAUCUUUCAUACCAUGCAGGUGCACAGUAAUAACAGACACACUCAGGGUGUGCGGGUGUUCAGCGAGGUGGUGUGUAAGUUUAAGGCCAGUCUGUUGAGCCCAUGGGCAGAGCCUGAGCUGAGCCUUCAAGUGUCUGAUCUACAUGACCUGUCAUCCCGCACGAUUUCGCUGCCGCUUGGAGGACGACCGGCUCAGAUUCUCCGCUGCCACUUCGCUUUCGCUGACAACUGGCUCCUUAUUAGCGAGAUAAGCUUCUACUCAAUGCCAUUUGAGGAUGGAUCUGUCCUUCCUCCAAUACCUUCCUCCAGCUCUCGUCCUCUCAAUGCCACUUCUUACAGCCCCAUUACUGCCAACGCAACCAGUAGCCCUACCAACCUGCUCAUGACCAAUUCUUCACUGCUGCCCAGCAGCAUGCCAACAGAGAUGUCUGGCAUCACUUUGAGGGUGGGGAUACCUGUGGCCAAAGACGACAGCAGCCACACGGCCAUCCUGAUUGGCUGUCUGGUUGGAAUAAUCCUGCUCCUAUUGGCUGUUAUAGUGGUCAUACUAUGGAGGCAAUACUGGAAGAAGCUUCUUGGCAAGGCUCAAGGAAGCCUCUCCAGCGACGAGCUGCGAGUUCAUCUUUCAGUUCCAUCGGACAAUGUGGUGAUCAACAACACCAACACACACACAUACUCCAGCCGCUACCAGCGCAUACACACCUUCCCUGACGACAGGGACCGAGAGGGGGAAUAUCAGGAGCCUAGCACCGUACUGCGGCCCAGAGAUCAGCGGGACAGCACAGCACUGCUGUUAAACAACCCAGCAUAUCAUCUCCUCCUGUCUGACCUGACACAUGGCCCCAACAGGCUGACAAACUGCCACAGCCAGCAAGAAAAGCCCCUAAACCUGUCCCAGGCAUGUGCUAUUGACAUGGUUGAUAAAGGGCUGCCUAUUCAGGAAGGACCGCCUCCUUACCCUGGAGCUCCGCCCCCAGGACUGUCAGGAGCUCAUUAUGGAGAGGCGUCGGGGGGCGGGGCAAGUGUCCCUCAUUAUGCAGAAGCUGACAUCAUCAGUCUGCAGGGCGUUAGUGGAAACAAUACAUAUGCAGUCCCUGCCCUCUCAGCCACGCCUACUGAUUGCCCACCGCUGCCCGAGUUACCAAGGGAACGACUGGUAUUCAAAGAAAAGCUGGGAGAAGGGCAGUUUGGGGAGGUUCAUUUAUGUGAGAUUGAAAACCCCCAGGAUCUUGCGAACCUUGAGUUCCCAUUUAAUGUCAGGAAAGGACGCCCUCUGCUGGUGGCUGUGAAGAUUUUAAGGCCAGAUGCCUCAAAAAAUGCCAGGAAUGAUUUUCUAAAGGAGGUGAAGAUCUUAUCUCGCCUGAAAGACCCGAACAUCAUCCGUCUGCUGGGUGUGUGUGUGAGCAGCGAUCCACUAUGUAUGGUCACUGAGUACAUGGAGAGCGGAGACCUCAAUCAGUACCUGUCCCACAGAGUACUGCUGGACAAGAGCGGACCGUCACAAAACACACCAACCAUCAGCUACCCAGCAUUGAUCUCGAUGGCGAGUCAGAUCGCAUCAGGAAUGAAGUUUCUGGCGUCUCUAAACUUUGUGCAUCGAGAUCUGGCGACAAGGAACUGUCUGGUUGGAGGAGAGCGGGGCGAGAGUGAAGAGCGUGGAGGAGAGAGACACAUUAAGAUAGCUGAUUUUGGCAUGAGCAGGAACCUCUAUGCUGGCGAUUACUACAGGAUACAGGGACGAGCAGUGCUGCCCAUUCGCUGGAUGGCAUGGGAGUGUAUCCUCAUGGGCAAGUUCACGACAGCAAGUGACGUUUGGGCAUUCGGCGUGACGCUAUGGGAGAUGCUCAGUGUAUGUCAGGAGCAACCGUACAGUCACAUGACCGACGAACAGGUCAUUGACAACGCAGGAGAGUUUUUCAGAGACCAGGGCAGACAGGUGUAUCUGUCUCGCCCAGCCGUGUGUCCGCAGGGUUUGUAUGAGCUCAUGCUGAGCUGCUGGAACAGAGACUGUAAACUACGGCCUUCCUUUGCCUACAUUCACUCCUUCCUCACCGAAGACGCCAUGAACAUGGUUUAGAGAACGGCAGAGAGGACGGACGAUUGUGUGGACCACGCACAGACUGGUGGUGUGUUUCUCAGCAGACACAGCUAAGCACUCUUAUGUAAAUUAGUGUAUUUUGGUGAUCGGUUGGUCGGGGCGAGUUUAAGCCGCAGGUUCGGUGCCCUUAAAUGACCCACUUCUCACCCCUUUAUCCUGAAAUCAUGAACUCUUCAAGCAACAUUUUCUCCCUUAAUCAGGCUCAGAAAUCUUCCAGAGUUCACCACAGAGAUGACCGGGUAGCUCUUUUCUUAUUGAAACUUUAAUCUUGAAAAUCUUUUCAGCACAAAAUUUUACUUUUUUUUCCACAUCAUGACAAAUAUCCAAGUGAAGUGAAUUCUUGAAUGAUCAAACAUUAAGAAAGGGCUUUUUUGUUAUUUGGAUAACAAUUGGAUUAAUGUAAUUACAAGUGCAUUUGACUGCUCUUUAACAGAUGCAUCAUCAAUCAAGACACAAAAUAUCUCAGAAUGUCUUUCAGAAUCAGAAUGAGCUUUAUUCGCCAAGUGUGCGCAAAAACAAGGACUUUGUUGUGGUUUUUAGGGGAACAUGCUAAAAUCAACAUCAACAAGAAGACAGAAGAACAUUUAAAUAAGUGAAUAAUAGAAUAAACAAUAAAAUUCUGAAGAUGCAUAUGAUGGGCAGCACGGUGGCGCACCCUCACAGCAAGAAGGUCACUGGUUCGAGCCCCGGCUGGGUCAGUUUGCAUUUCUGUGUUGUUUGCAUGUUCUCCCUGUGUUUGUGUGGGUUUCUUCCGGUUGCUCUAGUUUCCCUUACAAGUCCAAAAACAGAGAUUAGUAAGGGGACUAGGUCAAAAAGAAAAUGAAUGAAGAACACACACACAUAUAUAUAUAUAUAUAUAUAGUAUUGUUGACUUUUAGGAGCAAAAAAUACUGUAGAAGCCAUUAGCCGUUUUUUCCAACAUUGUUACGGAAGAAUGAAACUCACAAGUUUCCAUGUUUGCAUCCAAAGUUGCAAAUAAAACUAUUGAAAAAUUUGGAAUAUCGCAUAAAACAGUUGCGAAAUAAAGCAUUUUCCAUGCAAUGAGUCAAAGAGAACAAAGUCGCCACUUCCUGAUUAACUAGUGCCAAAUAUCCAAAAGAAAAAUGGAUUAUGCUGCGGUAGAAGCCACUGUGGACCUUUUUUCUUAUCAAAAAAAUUACUUGUCUCUCUGAGAUUGGAUUGUAAUAAUCAGCUUUUCAAGAGUUCACACUUCCCUAAUGCUUGAUAGUGAAUACAGGUUUGGCAUGCUGUCCCUGGAGAGAACCCUAAGCUCGGAGAUACUUGAGCUUAGGGCUCUCACCUGGCCAUUUAGCAUAGAAGGGGGUCUGAGAUCACCUUAUUAUGAGAGGAAAAGGGGGGAGAUGAGGGGAUUCUUCAAAAAGAUUAUAAGAGAGGUAAGAAAAAUGGGCAUGAAUUCGUCUGAUUGAUUUAUUAAUGAUUGCUGAUGUGAGACUAGCCGUGUUCAAUUAUAGAUCUCAACAUAAGUUUGUAAAACUUCACUUAGAGGUGCGAGACUAGACUUUUCUUUCAAGCCAGUUCUGGGAGGUAACAAUACAAAGCUAACGUAAAGGAGGUAAAGUCCAAAGAUGAUGGAUUUUACCUUUUAAAGUGACCAAAACAACAUUUCAGGUGUUGUGCAGUGUGGUUGGUUCUGGUAUGUCCAAUAAUGCUGUCACAUCAAGCAACUUAAUUAAGUUUUUUUUUAUGCAUUUUCAAAAUUAAUAAGCUUCUUGGUGUUUCCAUCAAGCUUUUUAAUGCAAUAAUAAAAAUUCUGUGUAUAAAAGCUAGGUGGAUGAAAAUAUAGUGAUGAAUAUAGUGAUGACAGAAUUUUCUUUCAUAUUUUUUGGGUAAACUGUCCCUUUAAGAACCCGAGAAGGCAAGCUCUCUGUAAAUGCUUCCUGAUGAUUACAUCCUGAGGAGCAGUCAUGUUGAAUUCUCACUAACAGGAAUAUUCUGGAAAUUGAUUUGGGGAUAAAAUGUUGCUUUAAAUCCUGGUCCUGUAACCUGUAUUAGAGCAGUCUCUUCAUUCCCUGAACACUGAAUAUUUCUCCAAUGUAUUCAUAGGAACUGGUGGAGGGUUUUGUAGACGGACAACACAGAAAAAAACACUGCUCUGCAAACUGUACAUGUAGUCUCUACCGACAUCAUUCAAUCAAUUAUUGAGGAUCCAUAUUAAAAUAGACUAAAGGACAAAUGUUCUACUUGCGUAUCAAGUAAUAACAGCGAGUAACAGUUAAUUCAGUCUAACUUUGCUAGCUUUAGAGCUCAUGUAGAGAAUCGUGGUAUGUGUCGGUUAGCUUUCCAUGUCUUUUCUGUGGUGGAGGGUAAUUCAUCAUUAAGAAAUGCUUACAGGUCUCUAAACAUUCACAUUGAGUGUGACUAACCGUUUCAUCAAAAUCAUUUUACUGUUUUUUACACCGUUUAAAAUGACAAUGUUGUUGAAUUGAGAAUGAUGCCCUGUCUUACCACACAUGAACUCUCUUAAGGCCUGUUCACACCAAGGAUGAUAACUAUCAGGUUUUUAUUCAGAUUUACUAAGAACUGUAAUCCACACCAAAACCGUAACAAUGGAGACACUCACAGAUGCUAACCAAUCACAUUACAUACACAUUACACAUACACCAAAAUCAGAAACGUUUCUACUUCAACUCCUAAUUACAAUUAGUUUGAAAGCUCCUACUAUUGUGUAUUCAUUCAUUCAUUCUUUUAUUUUCCUUCUCUUGGUCCCUGAUUAUCAAUGGUCGCCACGGUGGAAUGAACCACCAACUAUUCUGGCAUAUGUUUUAUGCAGUAGAUGCCCUUCCAACCUCAACCUAGUGCUGGGAAACACCUAUACACUCAUUCACACACAUACACUACGGCCAAUUAUAAUUAAUCCAAUUCACUUAUAUUAUAUAUCUCUAGGCUGUGGGGGAAAACCAGAGCACCUGGAGGAAACCCCCCACAAACACUGGGAGAACAUGCAAACUCUACACACAAAUGCCAUCUGACCCAGCCAGGACUCAAACCAGCAACCUUUUUGCAGUAAGGUGACAGUGCUAACCACUAAGCCACCGUGCCACCCCUGGAUUUAUUCAGGCACAUUAAAAAAAACAAUUCUGAAUCUGAGUAAAUGAAUCAUCUUUAAAUCUAUCAUCCAUUGUUGUGAAGUCUAGUGUAAUAAUAGCAAAGUCUUGUUGUGGUCAGGCCUUAAGUGCGACUCUGAGUUCUGGCAGAUUUUGUAUAACUGACCUGUCAUUACGUGGACUGUCCUGAGCACAGAUCCUGAACUUGAUGGCACCAGUAUGUUCUGGACUUUUGGAAUUUAAAGACACUUUGUUUGGAUGGGGAUGUAUUGUAAGGUUGUACCAAUGCACUACUUGAAAGGACUCUUUGUGAGCCUAGAUUUGUCUGAAAUUGAAACGUGUGGGUUUUGAAAGUAUAUUGAGAGAAUGAAACAGAAUGGCAUCAGAAAUGUACAUUUAUAUCAGUAAGAGUGUUUAUAAAGGAGUAAAGUGAAAAAUAUUCUAAGCAUUUGUCCUGAAUUUACCAUGUAAACCAGUGGGACACUUGCAGAAAAGGCUAUCAAAGCUUCAGUAUGGCAUUGUAUUUAAACUGAGUGCUGUUUUCGGCGACUGCAGACUGGACUUUUUUUUAGACCCGGCGAAGUGACGCAUCUCAUUUAAGAUGAAACUGAGAAUUUGGAGUUGGAAAGCAGCACAAUUAACCUUUACUGUCAUUAACGCAGGAGAAUGUGAUUCCCUCAUGGUUCUAAUGCCAUGCCGAUUGUGCUUGUUUUUAGGUACACUGAGGCUCUGAGCUUUUAUUGUAUUUUCUAAAUAUAUUUGGGCAUGUUCUGUCCUCAGCUUUUCAUGUUUCAUAACUAAAAAAAAAUGUAAAUAAUUGAUGGGACAUAAUUUUCUUCAUUAAUAUUGCUGUUUGUCUGUAAUUAAUCUGGUCUGUCUGUCUGUCUGUCUCCACCUGUGUUAGUCAGUGUUAUUGCCUGUGUUGUCUAUUUUUUUGUAGGUGUUUUAAUAAAGUAAUCUUUUCAAAUAAAAUGA